Camelina sativa (false flax) is the source of this 623-nucleotide messenger RNA. NCBI's taxonomy places the organism in Eukaryota, Viridiplantae, Streptophyta, Magnoliopsida, Brassicales, Brassicaceae. The record is from RefSeq and is a predicted model, not a curated record.
UCAUCUCUCUCAGACUUGUUUCUCUCAUUCCCAAAUUAAGAACAAAAAACACGAUCAUGGCUUUGACUAAGAAGAACAUGUUUUUUACUUCUUUGUUGAUUCUUGUAACUCUUUUUGGAGUUGCCAUUGGAGGAACCGUUCACAAGGUCGGAGACUCGAAGGGAUGGACGAUGAUAGAUGUUGAUUACGAGGCUUGGGCUUCAUCAAGAACUUUUCAAGUCGGAGACUCUUUGGUCUUCUCAUACAACAACAAUUUCCACGACGUCACUGAAGUCACUCACAAUGAUUUUCAGCUGUGUGAAUCGUCUAAACCACUUGUGACAUACAAUACUGGGUCCGACUCAAUCAUUCUAACUAAACCGGGAGUCCAACAGUUCAUAUGCGGAGUUCCUGGUCACUGCAAGUCGGGGCAGAAGCUUCAAAUCCAUGUCUUGCCAGCCUAUUUGGGUCACGUCGCUGCUCCGGUUCCUGGACCUGUCCGAUCACCAAGCUCUUCCUCGUCUCCUUCACCAGCCAACGCUCCACAGCAGCAUCAGAUGGCUCCAUCACCUCUUCAAAGCGGUGCCUCAAAGUCGGCUUCUUGGAUCGGCUUCAGCUUGUUGGCAUUGAUCUUAGCAUUCUAG